Molecule: messenger RNA, 1989 nt
Organism: Zophobas morio
Lineage: Eukaryota; Metazoa; Arthropoda; Insecta; Coleoptera; Tenebrionidae
Product: heat shock 70 kDa protein-like
Exons: 3
Coding region: 79-1989 (636 amino acids)
Cellular component (GO): nucleus; cytosol; cytoplasm
Molecular function (GO): ATP-dependent protein folding chaperone; ATP binding
Source: RefSeq, a predicted model, not a curated record
UUUUACUCCCAGCAGUAUUACAUGUAUACUUAUCAAAAUAAACAAAUUAUGUAUAAAAUAAGGUUAUAGAUUUCUAGAAUGGAUGAUAUUGUGAUCGGUAUUGAUCUGGGUACCACAACUUCGUGUAUUUCUGUUUAUGCAAAAGGCAGAAUACGAAUUCUAGAAAAUGAUAGAGGAGCAAGGGUUACACCAUCUUUCAUCUACUUUCCGCCUGAAGGUGGUACUGUCAUUGGUGAAUAUGCAAAAACAAUGUCACUGCAGAAACCCGAAAAUGGUAUUUACAAGAUGAAGCGACUUAUAGGCAGACAGUUUGAUGAUACAUACAUUCAAAAAACUCUCGAGUACUUUCCCUUUGUCAUAACUUCAGGGAUCUCUAACUUCCCAGUGAUUUAUGUUAAGCAGAAUAAUACAACAAUCCAGAAAACACCACAACAAUUGUGUACAAUAAUCCUCCAAGAAUUAAAAAAAUAUGCUGAAGCGAAGCUGAAUCAGAUUGUAAACAAAGUUGUCAUAACCGUUCCAGCUUAUUUCAACGUCACACAACGAGAAGUCACUUUAGCAGCAGCUAAAGAUGCCGGAUUUACUGUGCUCAAGCUUCUAAAUGAACCAACAGCAGCGGCUUUAGCUUACUACUUCGAUAAUGAUAUAACCGAAAACCAUAUUUCAUUAGUUUAUGAUUUGGGAGGCGGAACUUUCGAUGUUGCCAUUCUUCAGAAAAAAGCUGAUAACGUGGAAGUACUAUGCGUGGAUGGGGACUGUCAACUAGGAGGUCACGAUUUGGAUAAUUGCAUUUUAAACUAUAUUGUAGAGGUGUUACGCAAAGAUUACCGUUACAAUGCAAAAAUAGAUCCAGGUGCUAAAAGAAGAUUACGUAAUAAGUGCGAAGAAGCGAAGAAAGAUCUGUCAUCGGCUAAUAAAGCAUUGAUAACCAUAAACGGAAUGGUACCCAAACAUCCUAGAAUUAUUAUUACACUGACAAGGUCUGUCUUUGAAGAGAAAGCCAGCAAGUUAUUCAAAAAAACUAUUGACAUUUUACAUAACUGUUUAGUUGAAUCAAAAAUUUCCAAGCAAUCGAUUCAAGAGGUAAUCUUGUGUGGUGGUUCCACCCGAAUACCCAAAAUACAAAAAAUGAUUUCUGAUUAUUUUGGAGGUAAACAGUUAAAUAAUUCGAUACAUCCUGACGAAUGUGUAGCUGAAGGAGCAGCUUUGCAAGCUGCUAUGUUAUCAACUAGUAAAAAACAAGAUAUUGAACUACUGGAGAUGGUUGAUGUUGUUCCUCUCUCUUUAGGUUUUGGUAGGCUCGGACGUGAAAUGCUUGUUAUAAUUCGCAGAAAUACGAAGAUACCGGCUAAAGGAUCUCAAAUAUUUAUAAACAGGGACGAAAGUCAUACCUCAUUUUCUACUGGAAUAUAUGAAGGUGAGCGCACAGAUGUAAGGAAAAAUCGUUACUUGGGAAAAUUAUCCAUUGAUGGCUUAUUACCGGCACCUCCCGAGCAACUACGUGUCACUUUUACAUUGAACAUUGAUUCCAACGGGAUACUAACAGCUAAAGCGGAGGAAAGAUUGUCAAAUAUGGUUAAAGAAGUGAAAGUGAAUUAUACUAGAGGUGACAAGAGUGAGUUUGAAAUCAAAAACUCUUUACUAGCUGCAGUAGAAAAUCAGGAAACAGAUAAAAAGUUCACAAAAUUUGUUAGAAUUAAACAAUACUUGAUUCAGUAUUUAAUACGUUUCUUGUAUAACUUUGACAAACAGAAGUUGCACUAUAAAUCGAUUAAAAUAUUUUGCGAAAAAACAAGAUAUGACUUAUAUGACAUGGAAGUCGAGCAAGAAGAACGCGUAAAAAAUCUUUAUGAAGAAGUGAAAAAACACAACUUCUCUAACUUAACGCUCUAUUCGACGGCCAUCAUUGCUCUUUCUGCUGUGGCGCAUGCUCUGCACUGGUGCGCCCACACCUAUGCAACUACCUACACCACACUACUCUCCCCUUAA